UCGGGAAUGGAUGUGCUUGUUCUAAAGAAAAUGUACAAAUCGUAGUCCUGUAAGGGGGUCUGUUUCUGUUUGUCGUGCUCGGACUCUUCCCGCUAUUUUGUGGCUCAGUAGCUCAGCUAGCUGUUGUUGAUUACUGAGCUCAGUGGGAAGAAGGAAGAGGCCUCCUACCUUCAAGCUAGUAAAAAAAAAAAAAAACAGUCACAGAGCAUUAGCCAACUCCUACUUAAGCUAGGCUAGCAAUCAUAGCUGCUUCUGCUUUCUGGAAAACUGAAAUGAAAUUAGUUUCUUUACGACAAACUCAGAUUGUACCAUCUGUGUUAGCUUUGUUGCUAACAGCAGUGAAGUGGAGCUGAUCACCAAACACGCUUGGCUCCGCAUAAAACAGAAUGUCUAAAAGUGAAACGGAAGAGAUGAUAGAGAUCGAGAUUGAUGAACGGGAGAAACAGGCGUGUCUGGAGGAAGGUGUUGAGGAACAGACCAUCACUGCAUCAGAUUUGAUUCAACAAGAUAUCGACAUCAAUGAACCCAUUGGCAAUCUAAAGAAGCUCUUGGAGCCUCGUAUCCAAAUAUCACUGGAUGCAUAUGAGAUCUGCUUGCAGGACAUUCAGCUUCAUCCUGAUCACAGCCUCUUCGAUCAGGGAGUGAAGACAGAUGGCACAGUGCAGCUCAGCCUGCAGAUAUUAACCAAACCAGGCGAGGAGAAGUUGAACAUUUUGGAAAUUGUGAAGCCAGUAGAAACAGUCGAGGUGGUGAUCGAUCCAGAUGCAGCAGGAGAGGAGGGAGCUCUGGUGGAGGAGGGUCAACUCAUCGCUGUGGAGCGAUCUGGCCUGUCAGAUGAGACGUCGGAGCAGGUCACACGCUGGGCCGCAGCACUCGAAGGUUACCGCAAAGAGCAGGUUCGCCUGGGCAUACCAUAUGAUCCUGUGCUCUGGUCAGCUGACCAGGUGAUACACUGGGCUGUAUGGGUAAUGAAGGAGUUUAACAUCGAUGAGAUGGAAAUAGGCAGCAUUCACAUCCCAGGCCGAGAUCUCUGCUCGUUCAACCAGGACGAGUUCCUUCAGAAAGUGCCCAAUGGAGAGAUUCUCUGGAGUCACCUGGAGCUCCUGCGCAAAUAUGUGUUGGCAAGCCAGGACCAGUCUGGAGGAGACGCUACCGUCACCAUCGAUCAACCUGUGCAGAUAAUCCCAGCUCAAGUGAGCACACCUACCGCCAUAAAGGUGUUGAAGCAGAGCCGUGGCCCCAGAGCUCCCCGGAUUUCAGGAGGAGAGGAGCGCAGCUCACCUGGCAACCGCACAGGCAACAACGGUCAGAUCCAGUUGUGGCAAUUUCUUCUGGAGCUGUUGACAGACAAGGAUGCCAGAGACUGCAUCUCCUGGGUGGGCGAGGAGGGCGAGUUCAAACUCAACCAGCCGGAGCUCGUGGCGCAGAAAUGGGGUCAGCGCAAGAACAAACCAACGAUGAACUAUGAGAAACUCAGCAGAGCCCUCAGGUAUUACUACGACGGGGAUAUGAUCAGCAAGGUGCAGGGCAAGCGCUUUGUCUACAAGUUUGUGUGCGACCUGAGAACUCUGAUUGGCUACAGCGCUGCUGAGCUCAACAACCUGGUGACAGAGUGUGAACAGAAGAAACUGGCUCGCAUGCAGAUGCACGGCAUCGGCCAGCCGAUCACCACAGUGACGCUGGCCACCACCACAUUAGACAAAGACAAUACGCUGCAUUAAAAAACGCUCUCCUGCUGCCAAAGUUUGCUCUCCACUGCUGAUUGGAAAUCAAAUCAACUUUCUUCUUUUUUGAGACGACUGUGUUUAUCAGGCACAGAAAUGCAAGGCUGAUCCCUGAUCAGUGUGGAUUCACUUUGUUAUUGUCUUUACAGUGUGAACUUAGACUGAGGCAGGUAAAAGUUCUGUAACUCUAACCAAGAGACCUGUGUUCAGGAUGAGGAAGCGAGUGUGUGGUGACUGAGGUGUGUGUGUGCGUGUGUGUGCGUGCGUGCGUGUGUGUGUGUGUGUGUGUCUGUCUGAGUUAUGAGCUUUGUGUAAUGCGUUCCUUGUCUGUAGUUUAGGAUCAUUUCCACUGUAUAUACCGGUACUUCAUGUUUUUGAUAGCCACAAGGACAAGUGUAUUUUCAUAUUUUCCAUUUAUAGAGGACCUGUUUUGUAUUUUAUUUAGUGUUUGUUCCCUAAAUUGUUGGACCCUUUUUUGUCCACUAGAGGGAAUAAAGUGUCAAGCAUUUUUCUUAAAA
Centropristis striata (black sea bass) is the source of this 2242-nucleotide messenger RNA. RefSeq names its product GA binding protein transcription factor subunit alpha (gene gabpa). NCBI's taxonomy places the organism in Eukaryota, Metazoa, Chordata, Actinopteri, Perciformes, Serranidae. Gene Ontology annotation, cellular component: nucleus. The transcript is spliced from 10 exons. Gene Ontology annotation, biological process: cell differentiation; regulation of transcription by RNA polymerase II. The record is from RefSeq and is a predicted model, not a curated record. The coding region runs from base 387 to 1721 and encodes 444 amino acids. Gene Ontology annotation, molecular function: DNA-binding transcription factor activity, RNA polymerase II-specific; sequence-specific DNA binding.